AUGUCCAUGCCCGACCAUGUUCUCCGCACACAAGCAGACCUAGGCGAACUGGACGCAUUCUACAACAUCGAUAUAUCCCCGCGCCGUUACAUAGCCCUGCACGAGUAUCACCAGAAUGAGCAGGACUUGCUUGCGCAGAUUGACUUUGAUGCGCUGGACCAGCAGGGUCGAGUGGAUUAUAUCAUGCUGCGCACGUAUCAUACGCGGCAGCUGAAUAACCUGGAUUUGGAGAAGGCGUCGCGGGAGGAGUUUGCGCCGUUGGUUCCAUUUGCAGAGGAGCUGGUUGGGCUUCUUGAGGCGAGGCAGAGUGUUGAGACUCUGGAUGCGAAGGGGGCUGCGAAGACGCUGGAUGAUAUUAACAAGGCUAUCACGCAGGUACAGGGUAAAGUGGCGAGCGGGGGGUUUAAUGUCACUGAGACGACUGGGUAUCUAGCCAGCAAGGCGAUAACGGAUCUCCUCGAUCAUCUGGGCGAGUGGUAUGGUUUCUAUUCGACAUAUGAUCCCCUGUUUGACUUCUGGGUUACGACGCCGUGGACAACAACGAAUACAACGCUUACCGAGUACCUGACAACCGUCGAGACAGAACUAGCAGGAAUGCACCAGAAAGGCAAAGAAGACGCGAUAAUCGGCGAGCCGAUCGGCCGGAAGGGCCUGGAGGUCGAGCUCGAAGCUGAGAUGAUCUCGUACACGCCCGAGGAACUAAUCCAGAUCGGAAACCAGGAGCUGGAGUGGUGCAUGGCCGAAGUCAAGAAGCAGUCGCGGGCUCUUGGAUAUGGAGAUGACUGGGCGAAAGCCCUCGAGCAUGUCAAGAAUGACUAUGUGGAACCGGGGAAGCAGACGGCGCUUGUGAGAGACCUCGUUAACGAAGGGAGUAACUUUGUGACGGAUCGCGACCUUGUUACUGUGCCCCCUCUGGCGAACAGUACCUGGCGCAUGGUCAUGAUUGGCGCUGAGCAGCAGAAGGUGUCGCCGUUUUUCCUGGGUGGUCCGACGAUCUAUGUCUCGUAUCCUGUUGUGUCGAUGGAGCAUGAUCUCAAGCUCAUGGUGAUGCGUGGGAAUAACAGGCAUUUUGCGCGUGCGACAGCCUUCCAUGAGAUGUUUCCGGGCCAUCGAUUGCAGCUUUACAUGGCGGACCGGUAUAACAGCCAUAGAAAGGAGAUCUUUGACACGCCGUUCUUUGUCGAGGGCUGGGCGCUGUAUUGGGAGAUGCUGUUCUAUGAGCGAGACGACUUCCACCACUCGCCUGAGGGAAGGAUUGGGGCGCUCUGGUGGCGGAUGCAUCGCUGUCUGAGGAUUAUUUUCUCGAUCAAGUUCCAUCUGGGCGAGAUGACGGCGCAGGAGGCGGUUGAUUUGCUGGUUGACACGAUCCAUCAUGAGAGAAGCACCGCGGAGGGAGAGGUAAGGCGAUCGGUGGAGGGCACCUAUUCGCCACUCUACCAGGCAGGAUAUAUGCUGGGUGCGUUGCAGCUAUGGAAGUUGAGAGAGAUGGUGGUGGUGGAUUCUGGGGAGAUGGGCCAGAAGGAGUACCACGACGCGAUCUUGAAGCUGGGCGUGUUGCCUAUUGAGAUGGUCAAGGCAGCUAUCAGGGGCGAAGAGCUCUCGCGGGACUUUAAACCAGGCUGGAAGUUCUAUGACUUUGAUUGA
Messenger RNA from Aspergillus versicolor CBS 583.65, 1644 nucleotides. RefSeq lists its product as uncharacterized. The record is from RefSeq and is a predicted model, not a curated record. The coding region runs from base 1 to 1644 and encodes 547 amino acids. Lineage: Eukaryota; Fungi; Ascomycota; Eurotiomycetes; Eurotiales; Aspergillaceae. The transcript has a single exon.